Vigna unguiculata (cowpea) is the source of this 735-nucleotide messenger RNA. RefSeq names its product endo-1,3;1,4-beta-D-glucanase-like. Lineage: Eukaryota; Viridiplantae; Streptophyta; Magnoliopsida; Fabales; Fabaceae. The record is from RefSeq and is a predicted model, not a curated record. Gene Ontology annotation, molecular function: hydrolase activity.
AUGGUAAGAGGUGAUUGUUUUUCAAACCAUCCAAUCCUUAACGGAACCAGCGGUGUUGGCAAUGUUACCAAUAUCGGAGGUGUUAAUUGCUAUGUCACUGGUUGCAGUCUCUCCGCCAUCGCCAUACUUCUUAUUUCUGAUGUUUAUGGAUAUAAAGCACCACUUUUAAGGAAAAUUGGUGACAAGGUUGGAGAUUCUGGGUAUUAUGUUGUGGUUCCUGACUUGUUAAAUGACGACCCUCUUGAUCCUAAGAAUUUGAAAAGGCCAAAUAAUGUUUGGUUAAAAGACCAUGAACCGGGAAAGGGUGUUGAAAUUGCAAAACCUAUUAUUAAAGCCUUAAAAAGUAAAAAUGUUUCUGCUAUCGGAGCUGCUGCUUUCUGUUGGGGUGCUAAGACAGUUACUGGUCUUGCAACAGCCAACCUUACCCAAGCUUCUGUGCUAUUACAUCCAUCAUAUAUCACUGUGGAUGACGUCCGUGGCAUUAAAACUCCCAUUGCUAUACUUGGAGCUGAACAUGAUUCACUCUCUCCUCCAAAGCUUGUAAAAGAGUUUAAACAAGUCCUAGAUGCUAAACCAGAGGUUAUUAGUUAUGUAAAAAUAUUUAUGAACGCCUCACAUGGUUGGGCUCUGAGGUAUGACCCUAAAGAUCCAACAGCUGUGAAAGGGGCAGAGGCGGCACACAAAAUCAUGAUAGAUUGGUUUGAUAAGCAUCUAAAGAAGUGAGAAAUCCAGUGU